Loxodonta africana (African savanna elephant) is the source of this 1652-nucleotide messenger RNA. RefSeq names its product olfactory receptor 4K2-like. The record is from RefSeq and is a predicted model, not a curated record. Lineage: Eukaryota; Metazoa; Chordata; Mammalia; Proboscidea; Elephantidae. Gene Ontology annotation, cellular component: plasma membrane. Gene Ontology annotation, molecular function: olfactory receptor activity; G protein-coupled receptor activity. Gene Ontology annotation, biological process: G protein-coupled receptor signaling pathway. The transcript has a single exon. Bases 360 to 1184 code for a protein of 274 amino acids.
UCCAAAUCAAUGACACCAGGUUUUGUUUGUUGUUGUUGUUGCUGUUUUUUAGUCAGUAUUCAGAAGCAGAAUAUUACUGUGUGGGUGUGUAAUGCUUAUAGCCCAACAUGCACUGAUGCUGCUGGUCAAAACCAAGAGAUUGUGCAUUUGAAGAGAUAUAUGAUAGCAGUUGUUAAGCAGAUCCAAAAAGAAAAAUUUCCAAAUUUCUGAGAGAGUUAAAAGUCAAUUUCCAGGUACAAUAUUCUAAUGAAUUAUUAAGUAACAUCAUUAUUUCUUCACAUUUAGUUGCAAAAGUAUUAUAUUUUUCCAGCUCUGUUAUUUCGUUCCUUUUAAGAUUAGAGAGCAGAGUCUGCAGAUCAAUGGAGGGGUUCAACCGUUCCAGAGUGUCUGAAUUCGUGUUACUUGGACUUACUGAUUCCUCUGAGCUCCAGAUUUUCCUCUUUGUGAUGUUUUUCAUUUUCUAUUUAAUGUCCAUGUUGAGCAACAGUCUGAUUUUGCUCACGGUCAUAUCCACUCCACACUUCCACUCCCCCAUGUACUUCCUACUGAGCAACUUGUCUCUCAUUGACAUGUGCCUGUCCUCCUUUGCCACUCCAAAGAUGAUCAUGGACUUCUUUACUCAACACAAGACCAUCUCCUUCGAGGGCUGCAUUUCACAGAUCUUCUUUUUGCACCUCUUUACUGGAACUGAGAUUGUGCUGCUUAUCUCCAUGUCCUUUGACAGAUACAUCGCCAUAUGCAAACCUCUUCAUUAUUCAGGGAUUAUGAGCCAAAGAGUGUGUGUUGGACUUGUGGUGACUUCUUGGACAGUGGGAUUCCUACAUACAAUGAGCCAGUUAGCUUUUACCCUUUACUUGCCCUUCUGUGGCCCUAAUGUUGUAGACAGUUUCUUCUGUGACCUUCCUUUGGUCAUCCAGCUGGCUUGUGUAGAUAUUUAUGUUCUUGGGAUCUUCAUGAUUUCAACUAGUGGUGUGAUUGCUCUUAUAAGUUUUCUGCUUUUGCUUACCUCCUACAUCAUUGUUCUUGUCACUAUCAAGAGCCACUCCUCCAAAGGAUCAUCCAAGGCUCUUUCCACCUGCACGGCACACUUCAUAGUUGUAUUCAUGUUCUUUGGGCCUUGUAUCUUCAUCUAUGUGUGGCCUUUCGCAAAUUUACUGGUGGACCAAGUUCUCUCUGUUUUCUAAACGAUUUUCACCCCCUUUCUUAAUCCACUUAUCUAUACUUUGAGAAACAAGGAAGUGAAGACAGUUAUGAAGAGGAAACUAAGUAACCAAUAUUUCAGUGUGGGGAAAACUACACCAUGUUAUCCAGUACAAUGAAAAAAAAAUCUUCUAUCUGAGAUUUAGUAUCACAAGUUUCAUUCUUAGAGGAACAUUUGAUUAAACUUAGAAUGUCUUUGGUUUCAUUUAGUCUAAAAAAAAAAAAAGUCUAAACUCAUGAAAAAAAGCAGUUAGGGCUGAUAGAAGUGAGACAUCUGUCCUAAAAGUUAGUGUAGUGUUUAUGCAAUAAUGGUCCCAUUUGAAAAUUUAUUGAAAUCUGUAGGUUAUUUUUAUUAAAAAAAUUUAUAUAUUAUCAAAAUUAUGAACAUAAAUUUAUAGAUUCAUAGACUGCUGACUUCUGUUAACAUACUUCAGAUUAAGACUUCUUGGAGA